CCAAGAAAAAAGGAUGCUUAAACCAUAAGAAAGCCAAAUCUCAAAUCUCUCUCUCUUCUUUUCUUAAUUGGGUGGGGGAUUUAUUAAAGGAAACCAUUUUUUACAGAUAAAAAAAAAAUAAAAAUAAAAAAGGAAAGGUUUUUAAUAACCAGAUGAUGAUGAUGAUGAUUUGAAGAAAACCCUCCCUCCCCUCUCUGUUUCUUUCUUCUAAUUUCCUACAUUUCCUCAUCUGGGUCGGUCUCGUCUCAUCUCCAACAAUGAUUUGAAGAUCACCCAAAAUUCGCUACUAUUUUUGAUUAGGACAACAACAAUAUGUAUCUGAUUCCUCCGUCUUAGUAGAUUUGCAGACAACAACAACAACAGCAGAUAUAAAGAAAAGAGCUUAAAAAGAUGGAAUCGGAUCUGGGGAAGCUCUUCGUUGGUGGGAUUUCGUGGGAUACAGAUGAAGAAAGGUUAAGAGACUAUUUUAGCAACUACGGUGAUGUUGUUGAAGCUGUGAUCAUGAGAGACCGUGCCACUGGUCGUGCUCGUGGCUUUGGUUUCAUUGUUUUCUCUGAUCCUUGUGUUGCUGAGAGAGUCAUCAUGGUCGACAAACACAUCAUCGAUGGCCGCACGGUUGAGGCGAAGAAGGCCGUGCCUCGAGAUGAUCAGCAGGUGCUAAAACGACACGCUAGUCCUAUCCACCUUAUGUCACCUGUCCAUGGUGGUGGCGGUGGUGCAAGGACAAAGAAGAUCUUUGUUGGAGGUUUACCGUCCAGCAUUACCGAGGAAGAGUUCAAGAACUACUUUGAUCAGUUUGGUACUAUUGCUGAUGUUGUGGUAAUGUAUGAUCAUAACACGCAGAGGCCCAGAGGGUUUGGUUUCAUUACUUUUGAUUCAGAUGAUGCUGUUGACAGAGUUCUUCUCAAGACCUUUCAUGAGCUCAAUGGAAAACUAGUUGAGGUCAAAAGAGCGGUACCUAAGGAGAUUUCCCCUCCUGCUUCUUCUAGUAACCGAAGCCCGCUUCCUCUCGGUGUUAACUAUGGUGGAGGCGUGUCUAAUAGGAUGUCUGCUAAUAGCUACUUUAACAACUUUGCUCCUGGUCCUGGUUUUUAUAACAAUCUAGGAGGCUCUGUUGUUGGUGGUCGCUUUAGUCCUGUUAUUGGUAGUGGUAGAAAUGCGGCUUCUGCUUUCGGCCUCGGUUUGAAUCAUGAACUGAGUUUGAAUUUGAAUCCUAGCUAUGAUGGGACUACUUCUACAUUUGGGUAUAACCGGCUUCCAAGCAACCCUUACUUCAACGGUGCUUCCCCAAACCGUUACACCUCUCCAAUCGGGCACAAUAGAACUGAUUCUCCUUACAAUUCUAACAAUAGAGGCUUAUGGGGAAACAGAACCGAUACUGCAGGUCCCGGUUGGAACUUGAAUGAAAACAACAGAGGAAACUGGGGACUUCCUUCUUCUUCUUCUGCUGUUGCUAAUGAUAACAGUGGCGGCUAUGGAAGAAACUUUGGGACAGGUUCUGGACUUUCCUCGUCCCCAUUUAACGGUUUUGAAGGUUCUAUAGGGGAAUUGUACAGAGGGAGCUCGGUUUACAGCGACUCAACGUGGCAGCAACAGCAGCAGCAGCUACCAUCUCAGUCUUCUCACGAGCUAGACAAUUUGUCUCGCCCUUACGGCUAUGACAUUGACAAUGUAGGUUCAGACCCAUCUGCAAAUGACUCAGAAGGAUACAAUGGAAGCCACGAUGUUGGAAAUAGACAAACUAAUAGAGGUAUUGAGGCAUAGGUUAUCAAAAACCAAGAAAGAAAAAAAAAAGAAGUUGAGAGAGAUUUGUAAAUUGAAAAGCAACCAAUUUCAGUUGCAGAGAGUGAAGAGGUUCUUCUCAUGACAAAGAAACCAACUUUGUUGAUCACACAGUGUGAGUCCUUUGCCAAAGAUUCUGGUUUUGCUUUCUCUUUGUUAGACCAAAAAAAUACCAAAAGGGAAAACAAAGAACAGUUUUAUA
Camelina sativa (false flax) is the source of this 1984-nucleotide messenger RNA. RefSeq lists its product as uncharacterized. Gene Ontology annotation, biological process: regulation of translation. Gene Ontology annotation, molecular function: mRNA binding. Lineage: Eukaryota; Viridiplantae; Streptophyta; Magnoliopsida; Brassicales; Brassicaceae. The record is from RefSeq and is a predicted model, not a curated record.